This is a messenger RNA of Echinops telfairi (small Madagascar hedgehog), 1812 nucleotides long. It is a transcript of the gene ZNF391, whose product is annotated as zinc finger protein 391. NCBI's taxonomy places the organism in Eukaryota, Metazoa, Chordata, Mammalia, Afrosoricida, Tenrecidae. Gene Ontology annotation, cellular component: nucleus. The coding region runs from base 641 to 1699 and encodes 352 amino acids. The transcript has 3 exons. The record is from RefSeq and is a predicted model, not a curated record.
GGGUACCUCAAAGAUAAGACUAUCUUUUCUUUUUCCUCAGCUCUGCCCUUGGUGAAGAAGAAUACCAAGAGGAGGCAGAAGAGGGAAGGGUCAUUGUUUACCUUGCUAUAAGAUAUCUCCCAUGCAAAUUUUGGAUUCUUCCCUCUUUUCUGAAGGUCUGGAGUAUCUCACCAGAUACAAUUUAUUUCCAUUAUCCUAGAACGUCCCUUCUUUGAUGAGACUGCCAUUUUUUUCCACGUGUGGGACAAAUAAACAGUCCUUAUUUGUCAAGGACUGCUCUUAGUGUCUUUCCCAACUCUCCUCACUCUGUUUCAUCAGUAGGUGGUUGAAGAACACAGCUUUAUUGACCUCUAUUUUGAGUGGCUUCAGUUGAAAUAUGGAUAUAUAUCACGUGCCUCUGGGAAUUUGAAAACUAGUAGAUUCAUUCCACUUGCAUCCCCUUGGAAAUGGUAGGAAUCCCAGUACGUGAAUUGGACAUGAUCAUCAAAUUGAAGGGAGAACAACUGUGGAUAUUGAAUCUUCAGAGAGCUGAAGAAGAGAAGGUCCCAAUAUCCUGUCUGAGUUGGGGAAUUUGAAUGGAAACCAAAGCAUCAACACUAAUCAGGCUGUUUUUGAAGAACUAAUGUUUUCAGGGUGAGCAAUGAAAAGUCUCCGAGGAAAUAUGGAUGGAGACAUCUGUAAAAGCGAAGGCCAAUUAACAAAGCAUACACAAAGUAUUACACAGAAGAAAACUUUUUUUGAGAAAACAGAAGUACAAAAUGUGUCAGUGACCCUGAAGAAAAUUUCUACUGGAGGGAGAGACCCUGAAUCCAGUGAAUUUAGUCUGAGCUCACACACUGAUAUACAGCAGAACCUUUCAAAAGAAGAUAGAGCGCACGUAUCUAGGGAAAACUCCAAAGAUAAUUCAGACUUAAUAAAACUUCAGAAACUCUUCCCACAAAAGAAACCUUGUAAAUGCAAUGGAUGUAUAAAGUCCUUUGGUUACCAGUCAGACUUCAUUGUACACAGAAUUUAUGGUGGAGAAAAGCCUUUUGAAUGCAAUGAAUGUGGAAAAACUUUUAGUCGAAGUACACACCUUAUUGAACAUCAAAGAACUCACACCGGAGAGAAACCAUAUGAAUGCAGUGAGUGUGGAAAAGCUUUUAGUCGGAGUACACAUCUUAGUCUACACCAGAGAAUCCAUACUGGAGAGAAACCUUAUGAAUGUAGUGAAUGUGGCAAAUCCUUUAGUCGGAGCACUAACCUUAGCCAACAUCAGCGAACUCAUACUCAAGAAAAACCUUACAAAUGUAAAGAAUGUGGGAAAGCCUUCAGUGAUCGUUCAACCAUAAUUCAGCAUCAACGAAUACACACAGGAGAGAACCCCUAUGAAUGCCAUGAAUGUGGGAAAGCUUUCAGUUGGAUCUCAUCUCUUAGUGAACAUCAGAGAAUCCACAGUGGAGAGAACCCCUAUGAAUGCAGUGACUGUGGGAAAGUGUUCAGUAGAAGUUCAUCCCUUAUUGAACAUCAGAGAAUCCACACUGGGGAAAAACCUCAUGAGUGCAGAGAGUGUGGAAAAGGUUUCAGCCGGAGUUCAUCCCUUAUUAUUCACCAGAGAACUCAUACUGGAGAGAAGCCUUACAAAUGUAAUGACUGUGGGAAAGCAUUCAGUCAGAGUUCAACUCUAAUCAGGCAUCAGCAACUUCACACGAAGGAUUAGUACCUGAGCUUUUAUUAAUGUUAGCACAAUAGCACAUAUGAGAAUCCUUUAAAUAUUUGUGGAAAAUGGAAUUAAAAAUUGUUAUUCUGGGUUGACUAGAAAAACUAAUUCAU